AUGGACAGGUCACUGAGACAAGGUGGCCUCGUUGGGAGGCCCGCUACCAUUCCUGCCUCUUCACGACCGUUCAGAGCCAUAAGCAGCAAACAACUCAUUGCAGCAUUCAAGGAUGUCUCAGGAGGUGGCGGCUUAAUUCUGACGACGAAGGCAGGGGACUUGGCUAGACGGUUGGGACUGGCUCCUUCCCUUGGAGAAAUCGAGGAACUGAAAGCAGUGGCAGGAGAAUACUGUGACAUGUCCACAUUUGCAACCUUCUGCAAAGAGGUGGCGCACUCCAACGACAGCCCAAAGCUCCUGGCAGAAUUGUUCGGCUGCUAUGAUCCUUCUUGCACUGGGAAAGUGCCCUUGCGAGUUGUAAGAAAUAUCCUACAGAAUUGUGGGGAGGUUCUAACCAACGACGAAGUAGAUGCAAUCCUGGAGGAGUCUACUGACGAGGUUGACUACGGGGCGUUCUGCGAGAGGUCAGUUCCGGUUCAGUCUAUUGUGAACGCUGCCGCAGACAGACGCCUCACACAGGACCACUCACUUCCAACCAAGAUUGAGUUUACUGCGGUAAGUUCUUUUCCGCAGGUUGCUGUCGGAGCGGUGAAAAGUACGGAUUAG
Eimeria mitis is the source of this 606-nucleotide messenger RNA. RefSeq lists its product as uncharacterized. The record is from RefSeq and is a predicted model, not a curated record. The transcript has 5 exons. NCBI's taxonomy places the organism in Eukaryota, Apicomplexa, Conoidasida, Eucoccidiorida, Eimeriidae. The coding region runs from base 1 to 606 and encodes 201 amino acids.